CUGUUUAACAAAAAAUGCAAUUUCAGAGCAGCUUGUUAUAUUGGCUAUUUGCCGGGUGAAGUAAUAAAUCGGUCAGUGCUGUAUUUGUUGCACCCAUACGAUAUUGCGCAAAUCAAGCAGCUGCAUGCUACUUUGAGCAUGCAACGUGGUGAGAUUGUACGGCAGCGUCGUCUUCGAUGGGUUGCAUUCAACGGUAGUAUUAUACACACCAAUUCGGAAUGGUUCGCGUUUUGGAAUCCGUGGACCAGAAAAGUGGACAGUGUCAUCGGUCGACAUACGCUCAACGAGCAACCAGUCGGAAGCGCAGAUGUGCUGGCAGAACCCUGUGCACCACGUAUUGUCACACCACUCGAUGAAAUAACUAUUCGUAAUAUUGAACUUGAGAUUGCGGCUAAUCUGAACAAGGAACCAGCAGCAGCGACAAACGAGAAAAAGAUCAAAGCAGCACCUGUGGCACACCAGAAAAAUUCAGGUUCACCGGGAAUGAUUGCAUCCUGUACAAACUUUGAAACUACUACCAAUAAUUUAGCCGAGACACUUGUUAUCAGUGCGGGAACAUCAGGAAGCCAGCACUCAACAUUAGUUCUGGAUGCCCGCCGAUCUCCGGUUAGCCCUACAGAUCUUUCGCCAAACUACAACAGUGCACUUCCUCUGUCAUACAAUCAGAUCAACUGCUUAGAAAACGUGCACAGAUUGCUGAAGAGUCAGCAACGCACAGCAGCAGCCGCAGCAGCGGUUUCAGCGACAGCAGUGACGACGGCAGCGGUACCAACUGUCACAGACCUGGUUCAGGAGAACGGUCCAAACCCGAAGGCUUCACCAUGCGAGGAAUCAAAAAGUCCGCUUCCAGUACCGGAACAAGACGACUGCUGCAGGUAUCGCUUGCUCAAUGGAUUUGAAAGUGUUCCCGACUUUCCAGUGCUAUACGCAAUUAAAAUUCCGGAAUAG
Gongylonema pulchrum is the source of this 948-nucleotide messenger RNA. The record is from the annotation of a GenBank genome assembly. Lineage: Eukaryota; Metazoa; Nematoda; Chromadorea; Rhabditida; Gongylonematidae.